UGAUUCAAACCCUGUUUUAUUAAUAUUCUCUCAAUUCUAAGUGGUGACACUCUUUAUCAUCAAUAAUUCCAACAAAGCUUCAUUCUAAAGCUUAAAAUUGGAAUUUGGAACUGCAGAGUCAAAGAUUGGUGGAGAAAGUUUGAAGCUUGUUUUCCAACAAGCUUUUGGAUUUUAGCAAAUCGAGACGAAUUUUGCCGAGUUUUUUCGGUUCCUGUUAUAUUGGAUAUAUAUAGGUUUGACCAACUUCUACCGAGGACAGAAUGUAUAGGUUCUUAUCAGAGGUUAUAAUGGAACCCCAACGGGGCGGAGAGUCGAUUUUGGAUUCGAUUAAGAUCGCUGUUCUUCCGAUAGCCAAAGUUUUUACCAUGUGUUUUUUGGGGUUUCUUAUGGCUUCUAAAUACAUCAACAUUUUGCCUGCAAAUGGAAGGAAGCUUUUGAAUGGGUUGGUGUUUUCGCUUCUGCUUCCAUGCUUGAUAUUCUCUCAACUUGGCCAAGCCAUCACUUUCGAAAAAAUGAUCGAAUGGUGGUUCAUUCCUUUUAACGUUGUGCUAGCUACCAUAUCUGGUUCGCUUAUAGGAUUACUUGUUGCAACGAUUGUUCGUCCUCCAUACCCAUAUUUCAAGUUUACUAUUAUUCACAUUGGCAUAGGGAAUAUUGGGAAUGUGCCUCUUGUCCUGAUUGCUGCUUUAUGUAGAGAUAAAGCAAACCCUUUUGGAGAUUCUGCUAAAUGUACUCAAGAUGGAAAUGCUUACAUCUCCUUUGGGCAAUGGGUAGGUGCAAUCGUCCUCUAUACGUAUGUAUUUCAAAUGCUUGCACCUCCUCCUGGAGGUUCUUUUGACAUCGAAGAUAGCAAUCUUCCAGUAAAAGCCCCUCUAAAGGGUAGCAGUCCCCCUGAAGAAGUUCCUUUGCUCACUCAUGAACCUGAACUGAUUAAUGAAGAUUCUCAUAAAGCUGGAAAGAUAAAACAAUUCUUAAAGUACCUGUAUGACAAGUUGAAGCUUAAGCAAGUACUCCAGCCGCCUAUUAUUGCAUCGAUACUGGCUAUUUUCAUCGGAUGUAUACCAUUUUUAAAGGGGUUGAUCUUCACCCCUGAUGCACCACUCUACUUCUUCACUGACAGCUGCUUGAUUCUUGGGGAUGCUAUGAUUCCUUGCAUUUUGUUGGCUUUGGGCGGCAAUCUGACAGAUGGACCCGGGAGUUCAAAACUAGGAUUAAAGACAACCGCUGCAAUUAUUUUUGGACGACUAGUUUUAGUUCCACCAGCAGGACUAGGAAUUGUGACAUUAGCUGACAAACUUGGAUUUCUCCCACCUGAUGAUAAAAUGUUCAGAUUCAUUCUCCUCUUACAACAUUCAAUGCCGACAUCUGUAUUAUCAGGUGCCGUUGCUAGUUUAAGAGGUUGUGGUAGGGAAGCUGCUGCCAUCUUGUUUUGGGUUCAUAUCUUUGCAAUCAUAUCAAUGGCGGGUUGGAUUGUAUUGUAUCUAAACAUUCUCUUUUAGAGUCGGUUAUUAAAACCGGGAAAAACCAACAUAAAUAGCAGGCCAUUUGGUGGAGCUCAAAGAAUCAAAUGAUGCAGGGAAACUAUAGAGUUGGAACGAUCCGUAUGUUGAUAAUAGAUCUGUUGAUAUUCUUUUAUACAAUGAGAGAAAGAGAUGUGAAUGAAGAGUGUAUCUUAAUCCUUUCUUCCUUGGUUGCUCAUCAUUUGGCCUUGUAUGUUAUUAUUACUUACUGCUGUUUACAUAUAACAUGUUUGAUUGGAAAGCCACAUUCUUUUGUGACU
Erigeron canadensis is the source of this 1780-nucleotide messenger RNA. Its product is annotated as protein PIN-LIKES 6. Gene Ontology annotation, cellular component: membrane. The transcript has 11 exons. Lineage: Eukaryota; Viridiplantae; Streptophyta; Magnoliopsida; Asterales; Asteraceae. Gene Ontology annotation, biological process: endoplasmic reticulum to cytosol auxin transport. The coding region runs from base 261 to 1499 and encodes 412 amino acids. The record is from RefSeq and is a predicted model, not a curated record.